Molecule: messenger RNA, 1213 nt
Organism: Dermochelys coriacea (leatherback sea turtle)
Lineage: Eukaryota; Metazoa; Chordata; Testudines; Dermochelyidae
Gene: INCA1
Product: inhibitor of CDK, cyclin A1 interacting protein 1
Biological process (GO): negative regulation of cyclin-dependent protein serine/threonine kinase activity; negative regulation of cell population proliferation
Cellular component (GO): cytoplasm
Molecular function (GO): cyclin binding; cyclin-dependent protein serine/threonine kinase inhibitor activity
Source: RefSeq, a predicted model, not a curated record
GACAUAAAGGGAGCUGGGUGGGGAGAGGAGCCGGGGAUGGUUUAUGGGGUGGCCCACAGCGGGCACUGGGUAUUCUAUCAGGGGUAUAUGAUAGGCAGGGACACAGACGGGUGAAUUAUCAAGGUGCACGUACACACAGCUCUGAAACCCACAAGGGAAGGGUCGGUACAGGGGCACAGUAGGGUGGUACCCAGAGAGCGUGGCCUGCCCUGAGUUACAUGUGACCCCAUGUUAUUGGUUUGCUCCCUGCAGCAUUAAGGGGAACCCCCCUCCAGCACAGUAGCAGAGGGGAGCUCACGACUGGGGAGAUCAAGGAAAACCCUGGGGACCAUCACAGCAGCAGCCAGCCAUGGAGGAGGAGACCUGCAUGCCCCUCAUCCCAUUUGCUAAGCAGUCCAAGAUGGUAAGCAGAUAUAAACCAGAAUCUAACACCACGGAGCUUCCCACCCAUCAGCAAGGCCCGUGUUACAACACUGAUGAAUUCUGGAGCGGGCUCAGCCGGCGGCCAAGCCCGCACUGGAUGGAAGAAUACAGGGAAGCCUCACCCCUGCUGAGGUCUAGCUCAGCUGUCCACAGGCCUGAUGCUCAGACAGACUCAGGCUCCUGGCAAGUGCUAGCUGUCCCGCAGGCGCUCCCCUCUCCUCGGGAGCUGUGUCGGAGGAGAAACGGCCUGAAACGAAAGAGACUGGAGAACGGUAGCGUGAUGUCGGUCUGUUACCACCUGGAGGAUCUGAAGAAACGGCAAAGCAGCAUUGAUCAGUUGAAGCGGUGGAAAUGGGGUGGAUACGGAUCCCCAGCCGACUCUGAAGGGCUUGAAGGCCCUGCUGUCUUUCUCGCAGAAGAAUUGCAAAGUGGAAGAGACCUGCUGAGCCGUUACGAACCAAGACCUUCCUGGCUCUGUGGAGAGGAGUCUUUUGUUAGCAGCAGCGGGCAGUGGAGCCACAGCCGCAGCAUGGGAGAGCAGCAAGGGACCCCCGAGGAAAGCUGGGUGGUCUCCUCCCUCGUGGCCAUGGCAGACCGACCCCAGCCGCCGGUCAGGUGCCUGCCUGAGGAAGCCUUCUGGGGCUUUAGGCACCAGCCAGAAGAGUGAUCUUGAAGUGCUCAGCGUUAGUGUGGGGGAUGGAGGGCACUAUCACCCACGCACGCUUGCAGCAGACCUUCUAUUGAAAGUGGAUUAACUCUCCUCUCCUGGCAUCAGGUGACAGGAGAGCGA